CUUUUGAAGUAGGUCGUCGAGGAAAUCCCGGAAAUAGAAAUAAACUGCUUUACGUGGACUUUUCCAGCACAUUUUCGGGAUGGCCACCGCGCCUGAGUCCUCACUUCACAUGAGGUCGACGGAUCUCAUUAUAAAAGAACCCCUGGAUUACGGAGGUUUUGGAGAAGUUUACUUAUGUUAUCACGUGACGCUGGGCCAGGUGGUGUUAAAGACUAUGUACACUGGACGUCUGCGCAACGAGGAGAGUAAAAAAUCACUACUGGAGGAAGGAAAGAUCAUGGCGAGCCUGAACCAUGAGCGAGUGGUCAAGUUGCUGGGUGUGAUUAUGGAGGAUCGAGAUUGCUCUCUUGUCAUGGAACUCAUCCCCAGAGGCAACCUACUGGACAUGCUGGAGACCGUCAGUGUGCCGAUAUCUAUCAAGGGAAGAAUCAUUCUAGAGAUUUUGGAGGGAAUGAUGUACCUCACAGAAAAGAAUGUCAUACACAAGGACAUCAAGCCAGAAAACAUCUUAGUGGACAAGGAUUUUCACAUCAAGAUUGCAGAUCUUGGUCUGGCCACCUGCCAAACGUGGAGUAAACUCACCAAGGAGGAAUCUCGCAGGAACAGCCGUAUGAGGCGAUCGACUGGUGUGAGAGGAGCUGGCACACUGAGCUACAUGGCCCCGGAGCACCUGGAGAGUAUUCAUAAUCCCUCCACUGAGAAGUCUGACGUGUACAGUUUUGCCAUCGUGGUGUGGGUCAUUCUCACAGGGGAAGAGCCAUAUGCAAAUGCCAGGAGUGAAGACCAAAUCAGCCAGUGUGUUCGUAACGGUGACCGACCGGCAGAGGAUCUUAUUCCAGAGGACACACCUUCUGAAAUAAUUCAGCUCAUGAAAAGAUGCUGGGAUCGCAAUCCUGAGGAACGGCCGACUUUUAAAGAGGCCUACAACAUCUUCCGUCCUUUCUACAUGGAAAACCUUGAACCACUUGUAGAGGAAGAUUUGCUUCACCUGAAGAGUUCAUACGAAGGCCCAGAGGAUCUUGUUGAGAAGAUGAAGUCUUUAUCAGUGAGCCCUGAAAGUUUUUCAGGAGAUUGCCCCGCUCCGUUGAUAAGUUCAGACAGAAGUGUGUCCGUGCCAGUUGAAGCCAGUAUCGAGGAUCUGCACGGCAACCAAUAUGAACAAUGUCCAGGGCAUCUUCAGACAGAUGCUAAGGCAAGUAACAGCCCUUCAGAGUUGCAGGAGAAGCUGGAUCGGGAGCUUCAGUACCACAAACACGGCAGUUAUAACUGUGAGAACCACUCCGAUGCUGGCAACUCCUUCCAUACCGCAAAUCCUUUCCUGAGAAGCAACGUCAGCAUUUCAGAUCACUCUGCACGGCAACCAGAACAAGAAAAAUCUUCUGUACUCUCCUGGACAAAAGCUGAGCCGUUGUGGCCCACAAACCAGGAAGAGCCUUGGUAUCGUCCCUCUGCAGGUGCCUUUGAGACCUCUUCCACACCUACUCCAUUCCACUUACCUAUGUCUUCCAGCACACCCUCUCUGUCAGCGUUUAACCAGCAACAUCCCCACUCCCACUUGGACCGGCAGCAGUCCUGGCCAACUUACCCAGUGUCUGAUACGUCUGCCCCUGACCUCACCUCUGGACAUGUUUUGACCACUUCAAAGAGUUGCCAGAUGCACGAUCAGGGAUCCCUUUACAUUCAGAAUGCCAGCGGGAUUCAGAUUGGAAGCAACAACACAAUGAGCAUCAGAGGUUAUGACCCCUCUCUUAGCUUGUCAUCUGUAUCUGCUAACAGCUCAACUAACUCUCCCAUCAAAGAAGGCAUUCAGAAAUAUGAGGACCACGCUGUGACGGAGGAGCACCUGGACGUGCUAAGAGAAAACAUUGGGACCAAGUGGAAGCGCUGUGCGCGGCGUUUGGGUCUGACCAAUGUGGAUAUAGAGACCAUAGAGCAUGAUUGCUAUCGUGAUGGUCUGCCAGAAAUGGUGCACCAGAUGCUGGAGCGCUGGAAAAUGAAGGAGGGCUGUAUUGGGUGUACAGUUGGGAAGCUUUGCCGAGCUCUAGACGGAAACAUAAAGGUAGAUGUCAUCCAGAAAAUACUAGACAUCUGCAAUUCGUCUUCCUCACUGGGAUAAACCUUACAGCAACUGACGUGUCUCAUGUUCUCUGAUUGAUUUAUCAUCUACGGUGGCCACAAUUAUAAACUCUGCUCAUGGCUCUGAGCCUGAAGGAUCACUUUAGUAGAGGUGGACACACUGAAAACUUAUCACCUCAUUUGAAAUACAUUUUCCUGCUUUUCAAAAAUGAUAAACAUAGAGCUUAAUGACAGUCGUUACAUUAGGAAAUAGUCUUUGACAAGUUACUAAACACUGUUUCGAUGAAAUUGAAUGCCUUUGUGAUGGUUAUAAGAUGCAAUUGCAUUUUUAAAUGGCUAUAGCUUUGCCUGCUAAGAAGAUAUUAACAUGGUCGGGUUCAUGAAAUUUCAAAAUUGUGGAUUUUUGUAUUGCUCUAUAUGGUGACAAGUCUCUAAAUAUUCAUUUCAGGCUAAGGUUUAAAUUUGAAUAUGAACUGUUUCGAGGUUGUUGGGUUUUGGUUGGUGUGAAGAAGCCAGCGGGUUUGUGCACAUUAACAGAAUAAUGAAUUCAUGUACAGGGACUGUCAAAUGGUGUGUGGUACACAUUUAUUCCAGUCCAACACAAACAUAAUGACUACAAUCACAGAACAGGUAAGGCCAAUGAGCCUGUGACAAGCUGAAAACAUCAGCAGUCAUAAGGAACAAUGAAAUGCAAAUGAAAACGUGUGCUGUCACGAGUAAGCCAAACUGCUACCAUUAAUCUGAUGGCGGUAAAGCAAAAGUACGUGUGAGUUGGUGAUUAAAUUCUUUUAAUGUUAAUGAAGUGAUUCAUUCAAACAUAAUAAGCAUUUUGGAUUGAAACGUUACUUUCUCUCAGUCAGAAUUAUAGCAUCUUGCCAAAGACAGAGAGAAGUGUGUCUGUGUAUAGAUAGAGACAGUAUUGAGGGUCUGCAUGUCAAAUGUCUUUUCUUCAUCUUCAUGCAAACUACUUUUCAGCAUUACAAAAGAACUCCAUGCAUGUAUGAAAAGUCUUUAUAUUCACGCGUUUCCAAAGCGUAAUGUAGUUUUACUUCCAGAAUAAACUGAGUAUGUGUGUUUCAACGCGACAGUGUGACCUUAAAAAAAAUCUUGUUUUUUUACAUUUUGCACUAAUCAAAAAAACCUCAUUUUUUUCAAACUUUGAAUAAUGUUUUAGUUUAGCAGAUUCUUCAUCAUAUUCAUUACAGCUGUUAUCCUCUGACAAAUAUGUUUAUGAAGUUAGUUACUGAUAACUAGUCCCGAGCGGUCACUAUAUCAUAUGUUUAAAAACAGCAACAGGCUUUAAUUUUUAAGUGUGUCGUUCUCCAGUGCAGUACUGUGCAAUAUUCUUGAGCCACUCUUCAUAUUGUGCGUGAAAAGAGCGAGACGUUCAUGUAAUUUUUAAAAAUUCGUCCUGAGCUAUAGCUCUCCGGGCUUUCUGAAAGUCUUGUUUUGUGUUUCUUUUGCCAUGGGCUGUUUUUCACUCAUUUUCAGUUCAGUCAUUGUACCUGACCACUUUCAGAGGAACGCUGCAGAAUGAAUAAUUCAAGCAUAAUCCCUAAUUACCUUCGGGAUUAAUAAAGUAUUCUGAUUCUGAUAAGAAAUGCACCUAACACAAGGGACGAGCAAGUGUUGUGUCUACACAUAACAGACACCCUAGGAAAGAAACUAUUUUUAGUUGUAUCUUUAGGCACAUGUGCUUUUUUUUACUAGCAGCAAAAACAAAUUCUUGUUUUUCACAUUUUAGCAUGAUCUGUAAGAAAGACCACAGAUAAAGCAGUUAGACAGGCAUAAAAUAGUUUUUUGCACCAACAAGGGGAUUUCCAAAGAGCAGUUAGCUGAAAACUUACAUCUCGGUAUGAUGUGGCAUCUGUCCUUAAAAAAAUAUGAGCAAACUGGAUAAAUGGAGGACAAACACUGAAGUGGCACGCCUAAAAAAUAUACAUUUACACCAGAUGAAUGGGGAGAAAAGGCUGAGGUAUGACACAAGAAACACAAGAACUGGGUUGAAAAUCAGUGGGUCCAAAUUGAAAAUUUGUGGCUCGAAUCAAUAUGUACCAAGUGAGAUGUUUUACAGAUGUUUACAGCAAUCUAUCUCAGUCAUGGUUUUAAGAUCAUUAGAAUUGUAUAAACUCUGUUUUUGCCUCCUAUACUGUAUUUCCAUGUUUGCACGUUUCAGUAAAUCGCUCUACACUGUUCUCUUGUUUCUAGCAAAUGUAAAGAAUUGAGGGGUGGCUUGAGACUUUUGCACAAUACUUUAUGUCACAGAAAAACACAUUUUCCUUCCAAGUAAAUAUUGUGUACCGCAGUGUGUGUUUAUUUUUCCGUCAGCUUAUGCUAAAACUGUCAGGAUACAUGGUGAGAUGUGAGACACAGGUCACUUUUUUAACAAUAAAAAA
Molecule: messenger RNA, 4472 nt
Organism: Pelmatolapia mariae (spotted tilapia)
Lineage: Eukaryota; Metazoa; Chordata; Actinopteri; Cichliformes; Cichlidae
Gene: ripk1l
Product: receptor (TNFRSF)-interacting serine-threonine kinase 1, like
Exons: 11
Coding region: 80-2116 (678 amino acids)
Biological process (GO): protein phosphorylation; signal transduction
Cellular component (GO): cytoplasm
Molecular function (GO): ATP binding; protein kinase activity; protein binding
Source: RefSeq, a predicted model, not a curated record